Molecule: messenger RNA, 1338 nt
Organism: Alternaria novae-zelandiae
Lineage: Eukaryota; Fungi; Ascomycota; Dothideomycetes; Pleosporales; Pleosporaceae
Exons: 1
Coding region: 1-1338 (445 amino acids)
Source: RefSeq, a predicted model, not a curated record
AUGGACUUGCCUUCGAACACUAUCCAAACCGAGGAACAAGACCCACAGAACUGGAUCACAUACUGUGACGUACAUCGCCUUCCGUUGCUAGCCGAUGAAACAAGGCCAAUCUCCAUCGGAGAGAACGUUCUAUCCAAGGCCUCAGGCAGGUUUCUAUGGGCAGACUUGAUGUUCGAGAUCGUCAAACGGCAACCCACUACAUCUAAUAUCACUGCUUGCCUGGAGACUGCGCCGGAUGAUGCUAUGGAACUGGUUCCAUUGUUGUUGCAGGUCUACAGCAAUGUACUUACACGAGAAGAGCGUGAAGAGCUGUCUUGGAUCAUAUUACUCCUAACACACAACCAACACACUGGCCACACCUGCACCCUUGCAAGUCUCGAUCGCAUGUUGUUCGAGACCUCGCUGACCGGCCGCACGGGCACCUCUCUCGGUGAAAGAAUACGCGACAACUUCACUCCUCUGUUUGAUCUCGAACAAGAGGAUGGGAUCACUCUCAGUCAUCUCAAGAUCCACGAUCCUGCACGCGCUUUUGGGCUUACGUGCACACCUUCCACGACGACUGUUACUUUUGCGCACCCAUCGCUCACUGAGUAUUUUCUUCAACACCGCGACAAAUCUCUCAACGGGAGGGUGAAAGACGCCCCUGUCUUCAACAGCGCUGAGCUACAUUUUCGCCUACUACAGCAAUGCUUUCUUAGUUUCGCUGAGCCUCAAAGCGAACCUUUGACUGAAGCGGCCGAAGCGUUUCGGAAGUACGCCGCUACUCACUGGUACACCCACCUCGCAGGCACUUUACCGAGUGACAAUGUCGAAGCCCUGAAUCUUUCGGAAGACGACCGUGAAGAGAUGUUAGGGCCUCUUAACCAUUUCUUCAAAGAUGAGAAUAUCGUGCAGCACUGGUGUCAGCACCUACCAGCAACAUUCUUCAGCAGAGCCAGAUCUGAAGAUGUGGGCGAGUUGAAAAGUCUUUGCUAUUACCACUCAGACCCAGAAGCGUUCGAGUUUAUCAAACUUAGCGCCUUCAUGAGCUCCAAGAAGUGGCAGGACUUCUGGCUACCAGUAGCAAAGGUGCACGCUAAGAGGGGACUACAUGGCGACUGGGAUCGAAACCACUCACUCCAGGUAAUCUUCCACAUCAAGCACCUCGUCGAUACAGAAGAUGCGGUCGCAGAUAUCCGAGGAGAGUUGUCCCAGCAAGAGAUGACUGAGGCUGCAGAAUGGACCGAGUUGGAGUCGAAGACAGAUCCGCCUGAAUUCACCUUGAAAGAAGAGAGCUCAGGGUUUGAAGAGGAGGAGACAUUGUCUUCUGAGGCGACUCAGAGUAUCAUUGAGGCAUGA